Molecule: messenger RNA, 3174 nt
Organism: Betta splendens (Siamese fighting fish)
Lineage: Eukaryota; Metazoa; Chordata; Actinopteri; Anabantiformes; Osphronemidae
Gene: phc3a
Product: polyhomeotic homolog 3 (Drosophila)
Exons: 15
Coding region: 252-2765 (837 amino acids)
Cellular component (GO): PRC1 complex; nucleus
Molecular function (GO): zinc ion binding; protein binding
Source: RefSeq, a predicted model, not a curated record
GCGCAAGGUCCUCCCGCACUGCGAGCGGUGCUGUGCCAGGGCUUUUUUUACUGCCCGCUGCGCACGCUUUGCUUUUUUUAUCUCCAUUUUAGACAGCACUGACGCAUCAGUGGGCAUCAUGACUUGGACAAUGUGCCGGUUUAUGGUCAGUUCCUGACGGCCCAUGUUUAUCAGUACCAGGCAGGUAACACCGACAGGAGGCGGAUGAUUGUGCAUCUGUUUCCCGUCGCUGAACCCGUGUGAGCUGCGAGAUGGACAGGCAGAGGGCGAAGCCGGCGGACCCAAACAGGACGGUCACCCCCACCGCCGCUUCAGCCCCUACAUCAGCAGCCGUCACCAUGGCAACGCUCCCAUCCGCCUGCACCACCUGCACCCUGGCCCCCUUCACCUCCCUCGGUGUCAUCCCCCCUGACAGACAGGCGGUCCAGGUGAUCCAGCACGCCAUCCACAGGCCUCAAAGCAUGGCGGCUCAGUACCUGCAUCAGAUGUAUGCAGCUCAGCAGCAGCACCUCAUGCUGCAGACAGCAGCCCUGCAGCAGGCUUCAGCGUGUCCCUCAUCCUCCGGUGGUUUGGGUCAAGCUGCUGGUGUUUCCCAAAGCUCUCUCACGCUGCCAGCAUCUCCAGUGACGGCCCAGUUGAUCGGCCGGUGCCAAACGUCCAACUCCACCGCGGCGGCGACCACCAUUUCCCAGCAGGCCAUGCUCCUGAGGAACAGGCCAGAUAACUGUAACCAAGCUCAGAUGUACCUUCGAACUCAGAUGCUCAUUCUAACUCCUGCAGCCACGGUGGCGGCGGUGCAGACAGACCUCCCCGCUGUCACCUCCUGCUCCUCUCUGCCUCCCUCCUCUCAGGUGCAGAGCCUGGCUCUAGGUGCUCACCUGCCCCGGGCGCUGGCCACGGCCCACAGCGUCGUCCUCAAACAGCCCGUUCAGGCCCGCGGUUCGUCUCCAGCUGCCUCUUUCUGCGCUCUUAAGACGAACCACUGCGCCGACGCCUCAGCAGAAGCGGGACCGGCUGACGCCCCCCCGCCGGCCUCUGGACCUCAGCUUGUGCCACCAGCCCUGUGCCCGGUGCAGACCCACACCGUGGUCAAGCAGCAGCUCACCUGUCCUCCGGCCCAGCGGCUCACGCACCACCAGCUCCUCCUCCAGCAGCCGGCCGCAGCAGGACCCUCCGGCCCCCGACAGCUGCAGCCCAUCGCGCUCAGAGUAGCGGCGCCGGAAGCCAACGCCAGCCCGCUUUCGCUGUCAGUCAAACGUCUGACGGCCUCCAGCACCAACGCCUCUGCUUCCUCUGCUUCCGCCGCGGUCCCGGCCGCCUCCGUGCAGCCUCAGCCUCCGCCUCUGCUGGCGGCGCCACAGCGUCGGACCUCGCUGCCGCAGGUGCGGAACCAAACGCCGCCGCCGCCGCUGGUUCUGCCCAGGCUGCCGAGGACCCCCCUCGCCUCCCCCCACAGCCUGUCCCUGCACUCGGUCCAGGCCCUGGCGGUCCAUUCGGGCCGAGCGCUGCUGACGGAGCAGGAGCUGCCGGUGGCGGAGGCUCUGAUCCAGAUGCCCUACCAGAACCUGCCGCCUCCUCAGACGGCGGCCGUCGACCUGAAGGUGCAUCCGCGCAGACGCGACGCAGCUUCGCCGUUGGGGCAAACAUGCAAAGUGAACAGACAGAGUUUGGAGGACGGGGGAGACGGACAGUCUCCACAGACAGACAAGUCCCAGACGUCUCUCAGUGCAGCUCCUCAGCAGAACGAAGCAGUAGUGACAGGAUCCUCCAUCGCAUCCAUCCCCUCAGUGAUAAGGUCUGCACAGGUGGAGGAGCCGUGUCAGCUCACCACCACCAGCCCCCCUCCUCCCCCUCCUCCCCCCAGCCUCCCAGCGGCAGCCAGAGGCCCCAGUCAGCCUGAACCUGCUCCCCCCAGUGUCCCAGGAAGCCCCGAGAGGAUCCGCACGACCCACGUCCUCACUCACCUCAUAGAGGGCUUCGUGAUCCGAGAGGGUCUGGAGUCCUUUCCUGUGGGACCCUCCUCGCUGCUGGAGGACCAGCAGGCUUCACUCCCGCAGCCCCAGCAGCAGCAGACGAGCGGAGGCGCGGCAGCGGAGCGCAGUCCUCCGAGCGCCGACCCGUCCGCGUCAUCGGACUCGGAGGUGGAGGACGACGGGCCAGCGGCAGCCGGGUUCGGGGGGAGCGCGGCGGCCGUGCUGCAGUGUGAGUUCUGCGGGAAACGAGGCUUCGCUCACACGUUCGUCAGGUCCAAGCGCUUCUGCUCCAUGACGUGCGUCAGAAGGUUCAGCGUCAGCUGCACCAGGCGUAUCUCCAUGCUGAGGGCGGGCCACAGGCCGGCGGGCAGGAGGGGCCGGCCCCCCAGCAGAGUCAAUGGAGCCUGCAGACAGCAGUUUCUGAGCCAGGCUCACGGCUCGUUGCUGAGAGAGGAGGAAGAGGAGGAUGAGGAAGAUGAGCCUAGAGUUCCCAUGACAACGCGGCUGCGGAAGCAGGCGGAGGGGAAGCAGGACAGGGCGACGGAGCAGAGAAGCACAGAUACGUUCAGCGUGUCGGACGGGUGUCCGUCCCAGUGGAACGUGGAGCAGGUGUUCGCUUACAUCAGCUCCCUGCCAGGCGGACAGGAAGUGGCAGACGGGUUUCGCUCCCAGGAAAUCGAUGGACAGGCCCUGCUGCUGCUCACAGAGGACCACCUGGUCAGCACCAUGAACCUCAAACUGGGACCUGCACUCAAACUCUGCGCCCACAUCAACUGUUUGAAAGACACCUGAGAACACUUCCACUGUCAGAGGACGUGUUUGUGCUGCUGUGGCGCCAGGAAAAGCAGAACCCAGGUCUGUUCAAGUGAAGCACUGCUCAUCUUUGACUCGUCUCACUUGACCUUGGACUGAGCUGAAAUCAUGAAUGCUGUUUUUUCAUGAGGCCACUUUUAAUAUUUGGCUCAUCCAUUUGUUUCAGAAUGGUUUUAAACUUUGUUUGUAUCAUUUGUAAACAAAAAGACCGACUUAACUUUUAAACGAUUUCACAUUGAAGGUGCUGUAAAUGUCAAAACAGAUUAUCAGAGGGGUUAAAGUUGUAAGAAAGUUGUAAUGAGUUAUAAAAACGUACAAGUUAUUUAUUGUUAUUUAUGUGUUACACUCGUGAUAAUAUGCAAAUAAAGUGAAUCUGCUUCACAGUUCA